Messenger RNA from Corticium candelabrum, 2007 nucleotides. RefSeq lists its product as uncharacterized. Lineage: Eukaryota; Metazoa; Porifera; Homoscleromorpha; Homosclerophorida; Plakinidae. The record is from RefSeq and is a predicted model, not a curated record. The transcript has a single exon. Bases 62 to 1537 code for a protein of 491 amino acids. Gene Ontology annotation, molecular function: protein binding.
ACAAUACCGUCAAGGGUGACCACAACCUCAAGGUUUCUCUGCUUCGUCCAACACACUUCUAAUGGAUCCGAAAUCUUUUCAAACAAUGCGUUUGAGUGGUCUGUUGUGCGACUGCACGAUACAAAUUGUCGAUAAGCAGUUGCCGGUGCACGGUGUAGUGAUGGCGUCACGUUGCGACUACUUUCGAGGUUUGCUGCAGUCGGGGAUGCAAGACGCCAACCGAGUCGAUCUAUCCAACAUGCCGGGUAACUACGACACGAUGAAAUCGAUCGUCGACUUUUGCUACGGCAUAUCAAUCCAAGACAGACUCGACGAGUCGAACAUCGCUCACGUGCUCUGCGCUGCUUCGUAUCUCCAAAUGUCCGGACACAACAACUUGGAGGAGAUCUGUGGAGACAAACUAAAAAAACUAACAAAACACAAACUAACAAGAUGCCUAACCAUUCUGUACAACUGUACUGACAUCGGAGUUGUUGCAGAGAGAGAAGGAGUGACGGAGAAAUGCAUGGAAGCGGCAGUACGUCACUUCAAAUCGUAUGAUGAAGACAAAAGUGGGCCUACCGACAAGCUUUGUAAGUCUCUGAAUUUAGAAAAUCUUCCUAUUCCCUGGAUGAAACAAAUUCUGGAGAAAAUGCAACAAAGUGGAUGUGAUAUGUCGAUGAUUACGUCUGUGUCAACUGUUUGUGCCGGUUCUAUCAUCAGCUAUUACCACAACGGAGGUCAGACGGUAAACAACUCUCUCUAUUCUUACUACUCUUGUCUUCCAUCGGCAGCAAGCCCUAAAACUUUGCUCAAAGCAUUUAAAGCAAUUAUGAGUUACGUUCCUGACGAGGCAUCAGCAUUAUGCCCGUAUGCUGUAGCCCCAAUUUGGUUUGUUAACGCUCUGGAGUUUGUCACCACACAUGCACUGUCAUAUGCUGGUCGUUUGUAUUCUUUGUGUGCUAGCAUAUACAACGAACUUGCAGACAUCGAAGACGAAGACGCAGUUGUUUACCGGUUGAAACCAAACGCAAUAAUAAAACUAAACAAAGUGACUGAGGCCAAUCACAGCCAUCUUGCCGAUUGUGUACAGAAAUUAACAGACCGCUACCUUUUUGUGCAAGCUCGACGCCGAUCUCUGACUCCAUCUAACUUCGUGCGAGUUGUGCAGUCUACCGAUUGGUGCAGCAGAGAGUCUUUUGACGCGCCAUUUGAGGCCUUAAGCGAAAUGCUGGAAAUUCCUCAAGAUGUCAUGCAGAUAACUAGAGAUGAGAUUGCAAACAUGGUUGCAAAAGUUGAUUUUACAAAGUUAAGUCAACAUAUGCUCGAACGAGCAGCAGCAAAUAGUAAAAUACCGAGAGAGGUCAUCAUGAUGGCUGCAGUCAAUGUUUGUUCUACGUUACGGUGUCAGAUUGCCACCACAUCUCAAGCACUUACCAAAGAAACAAAAAAAUCAAAAAAAUUUAAAUCGGCUUUAGCUACUGCAAAUCGUGACAAGAGAAGAACGAAACUUUGGAGUCGAGACUUCAAACAGAGGAAGACGAUAACGGUUUGGUAGGGAUACCCGAACGAUCAUUGGCAGUUGGACUCCAAAUGCUCGUUCUUUUCGAUAUGGAUGGAAUAAUGAUUAUUAUUGAUUUAUUUUUUGUUAAUCUAUUGAUUUGAGUAUAAAAACGUUUAGCACAUGCUCUCGAAAUCGGCUUAUUCCAUGGAACCGUCCACGAAUCCCAAAGUUAAGUCUGCAUCCUACCAAGCUCAAGUAGACAAAUUCUACUGCGUGCAUAUUUCAGCAUGUCCAGAAAUGUCUUUGAUCCUAUUCAGUGCAAGAAUGGACGAACUGUGCAUAUCACAGACCGAAGAUCACUUUCUUUGGAGAUUGACAAAUGCGUACGGUAAUAGUUUAAAACAAUUUUACGUCUGGAAACACAAAGACAGUUAGUAUUAAGCAACUGAGAAGUGACUAAUAGCAUAAUGCUGUACGUUUUCAACUACACUUUUUUUAAUAGUUUGUUAUUUAAUAAAAGUUAU